UACCCCCUCUAUCGAAUUUUAUUACAGCUGACAUUUUGAAAGAAAUGGCGUCCUUCAAGAAAAUAAAUACUAAAAUAUUCGCAAGACCAAACUCCGAAUUUACUCCGGAUAAUAUAUAUUGGAAAAAGUAUAGUGCUCCUGUUUUAGUUAAAGAAUUUGGGCCAAUUGAUUAUAUCGAUUUUUCUCCAGUGGAACCACAUUAUUUUGCUGUCACUUGUUCAGUCAGAGUGCAGGUAUACAAUCCAAUUACAAAAUUGGUUACAAAAAAUCUCAGUAGAUUCAAAGAAGCCACCUAUGGUGGAUCCUUUCGUAAUGAUGGCAAGCUAAUCUGUGCUGGUGGUGAAGAAGCAGUAAUUAGGCUCUUUGAUGUUAAUACAAAAAGUCUUCUUCGACUUUUUUCUGGGCACAAAGCUGCUAUACAUAGAACUUUCUUCACUGCAGAUAAUCUUCAUAUUGCUUCAUUUUCUGAUGAUAAGACUGUAGCUGUUUGGGAUAUACCAAGUGAAAAGCAAAUGAUAUCCUUUAAUGAACAUUCAGAUUAUAUCAGAGCUGGUGCCGUUAGUCCUAUUUCUACAGACAUAUUAUUGUCUGGUGGUUAUGACAAACAUAUAUAUAUGUAUGAUACAAGAACAAGCAAACAAAUUCUUAGUGUAAACCAUGAAGCCCCUGUUGAAAGUUUAUUAUUCUUACCCUCUGGUGGAAUAUUUUUAUCUGCAGGUGGGACAGAAAUUCGAGUUUGGGAUGCACUUGCUGGUGGCAGAUUACUUGCCAAAAUUACCCAACAUCAUAAAACUGUAAUGUGUUUAAAAAUAGCUUCAAAUGGACGCAGGAUUUUGUCUGGCUCAUUGGAUCGACAUGUAAAAAUUUAUGACUCUGGAACAUAUAAAACUGUUCAUUCCUUGGAUUAUCCAAAUUCAGUUCUUAGUAUAGGAAUUAGUCCAAAUGAUGAAACAAUAGUAGCUGGUAUGAUUGAUGGUUUAAUUUCUGUGAGAAGAAGAGAAGAAGAAGUAAAAAGUGAAAAACUGCAAUGUAAAAAGGUUUCAUACAGACGCUCUGGAAGAAAUUUACAUACACCUCAAGUAGAUGUUGUUGUGCAUGAAGAAACGAAAGAAAUUAUAUCCAAACAUGAUACCUGUUUAAGAAAGUUCGAAUAUUCAAAAGCUUUAGAUUGUGUCAUGUCCAGAUAUGUGGUAAAAAAUGUACCACAUGUUGCGGUUGCACUUAUGCAGGAACUUAUUAGAAGGCAGGGCUUAAAACAAGCUCUUAGCGGUAGAGAUGGCAAAUCUCUUGUAAAUAUUCUUAAAUUUCUGAAUAGACAUAUAGGAAACAUUCGAUUUGGAAGAGUUUUAUUAUAUGUAGCUAAUGUAUUAAUGGAUGUUUAUGAAGAUCAUUUGGACGAACUUGCUGCAGAACCGCGAAAAAUGUUUAGUAUUUUAGCGGCGAAGUUAGAAGAAGAAGAGAAUUUAAUACUAGCAUUAUCAGAAUUACAAGGAAAAUUGCAUAUGAUAUUGUCUGCUGCGGAAAAUAUACUUCCUGCACCAGCGAAAGAUGUCCAGGCCUUGGAACCUUCAAGUGCAGCUCAAAAAAAUUUAAUUUUAAGUAUAGCAUGAAUAUAAUUUAAUACAAUAUGAUUUAUGUAUUAUAACAAAAUCUGUACAUACCUUUAAUACGUACUUUAAUAAAAUUCAAAUAUUACAUUA
Molecule: messenger RNA, 1700 nt
Organism: Bombus pyrosoma
Lineage: Eukaryota; Metazoa; Arthropoda; Insecta; Hymenoptera; Apidae
Product: U3 small nucleolar RNA-associated protein 15 homolog
Exons: 5
Coding region: 45-1610 (521 amino acids)
Biological process (GO): rRNA processing; positive regulation of transcription by RNA polymerase I
Cellular component (GO): nucleolus
Molecular function (GO): protein binding
Source: RefSeq, a predicted model, not a curated record